AUGUAUCAAUCGGUUAUUUUAGGAUCUCUUCUAUUGGCAACGCUUUACGUUUUAAAACGUAUGCGUGAUCCAAAAUUGAAUAUGCCUCCGCUCGUUCGUUAUAAGUUUCCAAUUAUUGGACAUACCUACAUUUAUUUGACUAAUAGCGAAGAAUUUCUUAAACAAUGUAAAAAGGAGUACGGUGAAAUCUUCAGUCUAUAUUUAUGGGGUGAAGUAAAAACAAUUGUUGGAAAAGAACAUCUGCAAGAAGUAUUAAAGAGAGAUGAUUCAUUUGAUGCCGGAAUAGCAUUUGAAAGAUUAUUGCCAUUAAGUGUAAUACUUAAACAUUUAGCAAAAUUUCAAAAUUCGACAAAAGUACUUAAAGAGUAUGUCAUGAAUAAGCUAAAAACUUAUACUGAACGUAUGCAAAAAAAUCUUAAUUUUGCUACUCAAAAAUAUAUUGGUGAUUGUGAUGAACCAAAAAUUAUUAGUAAUGUGUAUGAUACAAUGACAAAAAUUAUUUGUUAUCCUAUUGCAGAUAUUUUUGUUGGUAAAGAGUUGUCACAAUAUGAAGAAAUUAUAAAUACAUUCUCAGAUUUUACGAUUGAUGCAGCAAAAAUUUCGAUGAUUCCGCCGGUUCUUGACUUCAUUUAUCCAAGACUUCAAUAUUAUAUCAAUUGUAUUAUAUUAAAAAUCUAUAAUCCAGCAGUUAAACAUCAAAGGAUACUUAUUAAACAUCUUAAAAAUCAAAUUUAUAAACGUUUACAAGAGAAAGAAAAAUAUGGAGAUUCCUGGAAACGUCCUGCAGAUUUCCUUCAAGAUCUUUUAGAAGAAGAAAGUUUUGAUCCAAAUAAUAUUAAUUAUGCAGAAAUAGCAGAUAAAAUAUGUUUAUUUAUAUUCGUAUCGAUUCAUACGACAUCAAAUAGUUGUACACAUGUUAUUAUGGAUUUAGCAUCUCGACCUGAAUAUAUACAAGAAUUAUACAAAGAACAAUUGGAAGUUCGUAAAGAAGCUGAUGAAAAUGGAAUACUUCCAUUUGAAGCUCUUAAUAACAUGAAAAAAUUAGAUAGUUUUAUCAGGGAAUCUUUAAGAUUAUCUGAAAGUAUAUCAACACUUCCACAUGUCGUAACAAAAGAUUAUACAUUCGCUAAUGGAUUACAAGUACCAAAAGACCGUGCAGUCCAUCUUUACACUGAUGAUGUUUAUCUGGAUGAAUCAUUACAAGGACCAAAUCCAAAAUCAUUUGAACCAUUCCGACAUUUAGAAACGAAUGCUUCAGCAACAAAAAUUGGUAAAAACUUUUUGUUAUUCGGAGGCGGUAAACACGCAUGUCCUGGAAGACAACUUGCUAUAAACGAAGUUAAAUUUUUCUUACAUAAUGUUAUAUUAAAAUAUAAUUUACGUACCGAAAGCGGUAAAAUCGAAGGACCAAAGAUGAUUGGUCCAAGGAAAUUUCCAAGUGAAGCUGGAAUUGUUUUUGAAAAAAGAAAAUAA
Messenger RNA from Rhizophagus irregularis DAOM 181602=DAOM 197198, 1473 nucleotides. RefSeq lists its product as uncharacterized. The record is from RefSeq and is a predicted model, not a curated record. Lineage: Eukaryota; Fungi; Glomeromycota; Glomeromycetes; Glomerales; Glomeraceae. Gene Ontology annotation, molecular function: iron ion binding; monooxygenase activity; oxidoreductase activity, acting on paired donors, with incorporation or reduction of molecular oxygen.